AGCCGCAAAUAAGCCCUCUUUGGCUUUGGGGCUUGCGCGUUCUCAAGGACCCCAAUUGUCGCUGGAUCUCCAUCCCAGCUGCUGCACAGUGCACACUGCUGAGGGGUUAUCUCUAUUCGCCAAGCUUUGGUAAGCAAUAUCCGUGCGUUUUUUUCCACGGCCCUCACCGCUGUAUACUUGUUACCUAGCAACCACGUUCCCACGACACACCACAUCGUCGUUACGUGACCUUCUGCAAUCACUUCCGGGUCGGCACUGUACGGGAGAGGUUUACUCACUAUUGAUAUUUCCAGGAGCAGAAGUUUUUCUAAAGGACAGGACAACAGAAAUACUCUAAGCAAGAUUAUGAAGAAAUCUUUUAAUAAAGAGAUCAAUGAUUCUAACUCUCCAAACUCAAGCAAUCUCUCAGAAUCCUGUAUGUCUACAAUGGAGAUCGUAAACAAAAACCCAAAACCUUUUUGGCAGUCAGAAAUUGUAAUACAUCAGAGAACUCACACGGGAGAGAAACCUUUUUUAUGUUUUGAAUGUGAGAAAUGUUUUAGCUGUAGCUCAGCUCUAGUUGCACAUCAGAGAACUCACACAGGAGAGAAACCUUUCUCAUGUUCUGAAUGUGGGAAAUGUUUCAGCGCGCACUCAAAUCUUGUUUCACAUCAGAGAACUCACACAGGAGAGAAACCUUUCUCAUGUUUUGAAUGUGGAAAAUGUUUUAGCUGUAGCUCAACUCUAGUUGCACAUCAGAGAACUCACACAGGAGAGAAACCUUUCUCAUGUUCUGAAUGUGGGAAAUGUUUUAGCGCGCACUCAAAUCUUGUUACACAUCAGAGAACUCACACCGGAGAGAAACCUUUUUCAUGUUCUGAAUGUGAGAAAUGUUUUAGCUGUAGCUCAGCUCUAGUUGCACAUCAGAGAACUCACACAGGAGAGAAAAUGUUCUCAUGUUCUGAAUGUGGAAAAUGUUUUAGCUCUAGCUUAGCUCUAGUUGUACAUCAGAGAACUCACACAGGAGAGAAACCUUUCUCAUGUUCUGAAUGUGGGAAAUGUUUUAGCGCGCACUCAAAUCUUGUUUCACAUCAGAGAACUCACACAGGAGAGAAACCUUUUUCAUGUUCUGAAUGUGAGAAAUGUUUUAGCUGUAGCUCAGCUCUAGUUGCACAUCAGAGAACUCACACAGGAGAGAAACCUUUCUCAUGUUCUGAAUGUGGGAAAUGUUUUAGCGCGCACUCAAAUCUUGUUACACAUCAGAGAACUCACACAGGAGAGAAACCUUUCUCAUGUUCUGAAUGUGGAAAAUGUUUUAACCAUUCCUCAGAUGUAGCUAGACAUCGGAAAACUCACACAGGAGAGAAACCUUUCAGCGUUAACUCCAAACUAACUAAACAUAAGAGAACUCACACAGGAGAGAAACCUUUCUCAUGUUCUGAAUGUGAGAAAUGUUUUAGCUGUAGCUCCGCUCUAGUUGCACAUCAGAGAACUCACACAGGAGAGAAACCUUUCUCAUGUUCUGAAUGUGGGAAAUGUUUUAAUUGUAACUCAAAUCUAACUAAACAUCAGAGAACUCACACAGGAGAGAAGCCUUUCUCGUGUUCUGAGUGUGGAAAAUGUUGGAACAAUUCCUCAGAUCUAGCUAAACAUCGGAGAACUCACACAGGAGAAAAACCUUAUUCAUGUUCUGAAUGUGGAAAAUGUUUUAACCAUGCCUCAGCUCUAGCCAAACAUCGGAGAACUCACACAGGAGAAAAACCUUAUUCAUGUUCUGAAUGUGGAAAAUGUUUUAACCAUUCAUCAUCUGUAGCUAAGCAUCGGAGAACUCACACAGAAGAGAAACCUUUCUCAUGUUCUGAAUGUGGAAAAUGUUUUAGCCUUAACUCAUCUCUAGUUACACACCAGAGAACUCACACAGAAGAGAAACCUUUCUCAUGUGCUGAAUGUGGAAAAUGAUUUCUCUGGCAGUCAAAACUUGUAAUACAUCAGAGAACUCACUCAGGAGAGAAAUCUUUCUCAUGUGCUGAAUGUUGGAAAUGUUUUAACAGGCAUGCACACCUUGUUUUACACCAGAGAACUCACACAGGAGAGAAACCUUAUUCUUGUUCUGAAUGUGGGAAAUGUUUUAGCGAUAGC
Messenger RNA from Pelobates fuscus (common spadefoot toad), 2118 nucleotides. RefSeq names its product oocyte zinc finger protein XlCOF7.1-like. The transcript has 3 exons. Lineage: Eukaryota; Metazoa; Chordata; Amphibia; Anura; Pelobatidae. Gene Ontology annotation, biological process: regulation of transcription by RNA polymerase II; embryo development; urogenital system development. The record is from RefSeq and is a predicted model, not a curated record. Gene Ontology annotation, cellular component: nucleus. Gene Ontology annotation, molecular function: RNA polymerase II transcription regulatory region sequence-specific DNA binding; DNA-binding transcription factor activity, RNA polymerase II-specific. The coding region runs from base 346 to 1938 and encodes 530 amino acids.